AUGUGCAUGCACAAUGCGGGGGUCCCCAUGGGAUCGGCCACGAUGCUGCUCCAGGCGGACGAGAACCUGGAGAUCGUGGAUGUGUGCUCGGACCUGGUGAAGCGCGGCAUCCUCACCGAGGACAAGGCGCAGCAGUUCCGCAGCUGGUGGGUCAAACCCCUCGCCUUGUAUCACACGAACAUCAAGGAGGUGCUGCUGAUGGACAUCGCCGACAUCUUCACGCUUGACCCGGCGGUGGUUCGAACCACUCCAGGCUAUCAACGCACGGGGACGACCUUCUUCUACGACCGAGUGAUUACCAGCAAAGAAUUCUUCAACCAGGACUUGAAUGGGGCACAAUAUCUCCGACAACUGCUGAACGACUUCGAUUACACUCAGUUCGGCCUACCGCCUGGGGCCUCUCUGUCGGCGCAUCUCGACCCAAAGACAUCUUUUGCGUGGAACGGCCAGACAUGCCACGAACAGGACUCGUCCCUCGUAGCAGUCGACAAAUCCCGCGCUGGACAAGCGAUCAACGUGCUGUUCUUCCUCUUAACGGAGGAGCGCUUCAUUCGCGAGUUUUCCUAUGGCGACAAGGAGAGUUUCUGGCUGGCGGUUGAACUGGCCAAGCAGGAGUACUUCUUCUCGCCGUGGGGGGUCGGGGACAUUUCGUCCUCGUCGAAUGAAGACGUGGCCAAACAUAGCGAUACUAUGUGCGGCAGUAUCGCUCAGUACAUGCCGCUUGAGAACGAAUCACCCGAGUUCUUGUACGUGAACGGCAAAGCGCUCCUGGACCCACUCCCCGGCCCACUUGAGAACCUCGGCAAGGCCUCGCACAAUGUGUUGUUCAACAUGAACCCAACGCAUCUCACACCUCGUCAGAAACGCAGGUUGAAUGGCCACACCCGCACCAGCUACAGAGGAGGAUUCCCCAUGGAAUGCCUUGUUGGUUUUGGCGCCGAUCCGCUCCCGGAGAAAUUCUUCCCUCAACUGCUGCAACGUCGGUUUUUCUACUUCGGCAUUCGGAUGGGUGUGCUCUCAGCGCUGGACCAUUGCUUCCCCGUCGAUGGAAUGAAGUAA
Phytophthora sojae is the source of this 1059-nucleotide messenger RNA. RefSeq lists its product as hypothetical. Bases 1 to 1059 code for a protein of 352 amino acids. Lineage: Eukaryota; Oomycota; Peronosporomycetes; Peronosporales; Peronosporaceae. The record is from RefSeq and is a predicted model, not a curated record. Gene Ontology annotation, biological process: protein O-linked glycosylation. Gene Ontology annotation, cellular component: Golgi apparatus. Gene Ontology annotation, molecular function: alpha-1,3-mannosyltransferase activity. The transcript has 2 exons.